This is a messenger RNA of Callorhinchus milii (elephant shark), 3648 nucleotides long. It is a transcript of the gene plod1a, whose product is annotated as procollagen-lysine, 2-oxoglutarate 5-dioxygenase 1a. Lineage: Eukaryota; Metazoa; Chordata; Chondrichthyes; Chimaeriformes; Callorhinchidae. Gene Ontology annotation, molecular function: iron ion binding; procollagen-lysine 5-dioxygenase activity; L-ascorbic acid binding. The transcript has 19 exons. Gene Ontology annotation, biological process: peptidyl-lysine hydroxylation. The record is from RefSeq and is a predicted model, not a curated record. Gene Ontology annotation, cellular component: endoplasmic reticulum. Bases 51 to 2264 code for a protein of 737 amino acids.
AUCUGGGCGCACUCUCACAGGCAGAGCGAAGGGAAGCCACGGGUUUAGACAUGGAGUGCAUCCGGACUGCCUGUCUCCUGCUGGUAGCCCUGAAUCUCCCUUCUUUGCUCAGCACCGGGAGCUCAGACGCUCAGGAGAAGCCUCCGCUGAAAGAGAAUCUCUUGGUUGUCACGGUGGCCACGGAGGAGACAGAUGGAUUCAAGCGAUUCUUCAGAUCUGCAAAAUUCUUCAAUUACACAAUUAAGGUGUUCGGUCUGGGUGAGGAGUGGAAGGGCGGUGAUGUGAAGAGAACGGUGGGCGGAGGGCAGAAAGUCCGGAUUCUCAAGCCUGCUCUGAAACCGUAUGCCGCAAGAGAAGAUCUGGUCAUUCUGUUUGUUGAUAGCUACGAUGUGAUAUUCGCCUCCGGCCCCGAGGAGCUACUGAAGAAGUUUCAGCAAUCCCGGCAUCGCGUUGUCUUUGCGGCUGAAGCGUUUGCCUGGCCUAACCGGCAGUUGGAGGCCCAGUAUCCACACGUGCGCAUUGGCAAACGCUUCCUGAACUCUGGAGGGUUUAUCGGCUUCGCGGACAAUGUUUACCAGAUGAUAGAGCCCUGGAGCCUGCAGGACGAUGAUGACGACCAGCUUUUCUACACAAAAAUCUUCCUGGACUCAGAGAAGAAGGAGAAGCUGAAUAUCACCCUCGAUCACCGGUGUCGGAUAUUCCAGAAUUUGAACGGUGCUCUGGAUGAAGUGGUUCUGAAAUUUGAGGACGGACGGGUGAGGGCGAGGAACGUGGCCUACGACACUCUGCCGGUGAUUGUUCACGGGAACGGGCCCACAAAGCUGCAACUAAACUAUCUGGGAAACUACAUCCCGAAGGUGUGGACCUUCGAAACAGGCUGCACCGUGUGUGACGAAGAUACGAUCAGUUUGGCAGGACUGAAGGAGAGCAAGUACCCUGUAGUCCUGAUCGGAAUCUUCAUCGAGCAGGGGACUCCUUUCACAUCUGAAUUUGUUGAGCGUUUGGUGAAUUUGGACUACCCGAAAGAGUGUCUGCGAGUGUUUAUCCACAACACAGAAGCUCAUCAUGAGAAGCUUGUGCAGCAAUUCAUGGAGCAACAUGGAGACAAAUACCAAAUGGUAAAACUGGUGGGAGCAGAGGAGAAGCUCAGCAAUGCAGAGGGGCGGAACAUGGGCAUUGACCUGUGCCGGCAGGACGUGACGUGCGAUUAUUAUCUGAGUCUUGAUAUUGAGGUGGUGCUGCCAAAUCCCGAGAGCCUGAAAAUCCUGAUCCAGCAAAACAGGCCUGUCCUGGCUCCCCUGGUCAGCCGGCACAGAAAGCUGUGGUCUAACUUCUGGGGCGCCUUGAGCGCAGAUAACUAUUACGCUCGCUCCGAGGAUUAUGUGGAUAUUGUUCAAGGCAGGAGAAGCGGGGUCUGGAAUGUUCCGUACAUCUCCAGCGUGUACUUGAUCCACGGAUACCUGCUGCGCUCCCAUCUGAGCGAGAAAGAUCUGUUCCACGCAGGCCGGCUGGACGUGGACAUGGCUUUCUGCUACAAUCUCAGGAACAAGGGUAUUUUCAUGUAUGUCACAAACAGACAUGAGUUCGGUCGCAUUCUUUCCACCACCAAUUACCAGACCAGUCACCUGCACAACGAUUUGUGGCAGAUCUUUGAAAACCCACAGGACUGGGAGGAGAAAUACAUUCACACAAACUGGAGCUCAGUGGUGAAAAAGAAGAUCCUGGAGGAGCCAUGCCCAGAUGUUUACUGGUUCCCGAUUUUCUCCGAACGGGCUUGCGACGAUAUCGUCGAGGAGAUGGAGCAUUUUGGACAGUGGUCGAGUGGAGGCAAUCGGGACGCGAGGAUUCAGGGCGGAUACGAAAACGUGCCCACCAUUGACAUCCACAUGAAUCAGAUUGGGUUCGAGAAAGAAUGGCAGAAAUUCCUCCAGGAAUACGUGGCUACGUUGACCGAGAAGAUCUAUCCGGGCUACUACACCAAGGCGCUCUUUGAUCUGGCCUUUGUAGUUAGGUAUAGACCUGAUGAGCAGCCAUCCUUAAGGCCACAUCAUGACGCAUCUACCUUUACUCUAAACAUUGCACUCAACAGUGUUGGAAAUGACUACCAGGGAGGCGGCUGCAGGUUUAUCAGGUACAACUGUUCUGUUCUGGCUCCUCGCAAAGGCUGGGCCAUUCUGCAUCCCGGACGUCUAACUCAUUACCAUGAGGGUCUUCCAACUGUCAAUGGGACACGAUACAUUGUUGUCUCUUUUGUUGACCCUUAAUAAAAACAUGGAGUAGCUGCAGGAACAAUGUGCUUUAUAAUCAACAUAGCACCAAUAUCCCUGCUCUAACACUGUGCCUCGUGGCUGAUACAACUCUGCAGGCUUCUCAAAGGAAUAGUUAGUCAGAAUUCUCAUCAGCUGUUAAUUUUAUUUUUGUGUGUAAUAAGAGAAUGGACAUGCACUCUGCAGGCCGGGGACACCCACUCUCCUGUGUCAGGCUAUGAACUCUGGAUGGAAUAUCUAUGUUUACAUGGCAUCUUGCGAUGCAUUCAGUGAAAAUUAGAUUAGAGCACAAUAGAGAUCCCAAACCGAGUCAGUAUGACUUUCAGUUUACCAGGUUCUGCAGAGACAUGUGUCCCAGUGGGUGCGCAACACUAACAUAUCCAGUAUUUAUAUAUUAAACCAGCACCAGCUUUCUCACCGUAGCUUCUUACAUUACUUUCUUCUGUUUUAUUUGACUGUUUUGCAGUUGAACAAUGUUCCAAUGUCAUUUAUAGUUUUCUACGUGACAAUCAAGUAGUAGAGGAAAAUAGGACCAACCAGAAAUAUUUAAUCAGAAUAUUAGCAGUGAUAAGGAUCAGGUUCCAUUAUUCCAACUCCCAGCUCCUCCCUGCAGGCCAAACAGCAUUCUGCAGCCCAUGUCCUCCCCUUGCACCAGCUCAUUGCUUGGCUCCACUGAUUCCCUAUCUCCCAGUUGAUCAACUUUUAAGAUUUUAUAAGUCAUUUGAAAAUUGAAACUCACAGCAACUCAAUCCCAGAGUCCCUCCACCUUUCUCCCUCUCUUCCCAUCAGCUGUGUGUGAAACACAUCCAGAUAUCCUCCCAAACAAGAAAGAUGCACAUUGUUUCAUACAGACUAUCAUAUAGUCCAUUCCAAUAAAAUCAUUUUUUUCCAGUUUUCCAAUUUUUUUCCCCCCCAAAAAAGGAUAUCACAUUCUUUCGCAUGUAAAGUUUGCAUUCCAAGAUAAAGUUAACUCUCUCUUCCUCUCCUUCCUACCACAUCCCUGAUUUUUAAAAAAAUGUAAUGUGAGCCAGACCGCCCUGGAAGCCACCCAUGAGCUAUCACACAUUAACUGCAUGUUUACAACAAAUUACAACAAAUUACACUUCUAUAGCGCCCUUUGUACCCAAUGUUUAACUGUGCGCAGAGAGAGUACAAUUGGGUAGAAUUAAACAGGGUGUGGAUCUUUUGAGUGUCCAGCGCUUUGGGACGUCCUCCUGACCCCAAAUCUUAGUCAAACAUAGGCUCCUGGGCUGGAAAUUGGGCUGUAAACAAUAACAGCAACAAAUUACAUGUGUAUAGAUGUGGGUGCAGCUGUUUGUAGAGCUCUGGAGCUUUUAUGUUGUACAGUUAGUUUUGAAAUAAAAUAUUUUCUGAUCACCCA